Oldenlandia corymbosa var. corymbosa is the source of this 1761-nucleotide messenger RNA. The record is from the annotation of a GenBank genome assembly. NCBI's taxonomy places the organism in Eukaryota, Viridiplantae, Streptophyta, Magnoliopsida, Gentianales, Rubiaceae.
AUGGAUCCUGAAUUGUUCAGAAUUGCUCAAGAACAGAUGAGUCGGAUGUCCCCGGCCGAGUUAGCACGGAUUCAGCAACAGAUGAUGUCUAAUCCUGAAUUACUGCGAAUGGCUUCUGAAGGCAUGAAAAGUUUAAGGCCCGAGGACAUAAAAACUGCCGCUGAACAGUUGAAACAUACACGCCCAGAAGAGAUGGCUGAACUUAGUGAGAAAAUGGCUAAUGCAUCGCCUGAAGAGAUAGCGGGUUUGCGUGCUCGUCUUGAUGCGCAGGUUACGUAUGAAAUAAAUGCUGCUCAGAUGCUGAAGAAACAGGGCAACCAACUCCACAACCAAGGAAACUAUGAAGAUGCUUUGCAGAAAUAUUUACUUGCAAAGAAUAACUUGAAAGGGGUUCCUCCAUCGAAGGGCAGAGCUCUUCUUUCUGCAUGUUCUCUGAAUUUGAUGUCCUGUUAUUUGAAAACUUGUCAGUAUGAUGAGUGCAUAAAAGAAGGUUCAGAGGUUUUGGCAUAUGAUGCAGAAAAUGUCAAGGCACUCUACCGGCGAGGACAGGCCUACAAAGCGUUGGGACAAUUUGAACUUGCAGUAUCAGACUUGACUAAAGCACAUGAAGUUUCUCCUGAUGAUGAAAUUAUUGCUGAUGUGUUAAGGGAUGCUAAGGAGAAUCUGGUGAAAGAAGGUGGUGGGCGAACACAUAAAGGAUUGGUUAUUGAGGAGAUAACUGAAGAUGAGCUGACCAACUCAUCUGCCAGCAUCAGAAGGUCUCCGGUAGAUUCAUCUUUUUCAAAACCAAAGGAAACCACUGCUAGCUGUAGCGUUCAAGCGGAUGCUCGCGUUUGUCCGCCUUCUACCAACUCAGAGUAUUUGGAAUCUCUGAAAACUGAUCCAGAAUCUAUCAGAUCAUUCCAGAACCUUAUUUCUCAGACAGAUCCUGAAACCCUAGCUGCUAUGGGUAAUGGACAAGCUGAAGGCAUAUCCCCUGAUAUGAUUAGGACAGCGUCAAAUGUUAUUGGCAAGAUGUCUCCUGAAGAACUUCAAAGGAUGAUUAAGUUAGCUUCCUCAUUCCAAGGAGAGAACCCUUUCCUGAAUAGAGGUUCCUCUGACUCGAGUGGCAACAGUUUCACUCCCGGUUCAGUUCCAACUAAUGUUUCACCUGACAUGCUUAAGAUGGCAACGGAUAUGAUGACUAAGAUGUCACCAGAGGAUAUACAACGGAUGACUGAGAUGGCUUCAUCCUUGAGAGGAGGUAAUGGAGCAUCAUCAUCUGCGGCUGCAAAAGCUGGGAGUCAAGAUUAUCCGUCAAAAUCGCGAGAUUCUCGAGACAAUUUUAGAGUUAGUGAUAAUGAUGUUGGUGAAAGUACUAGUGGCUCCCAGCGUCUUUCAAGCACAAGACCUUCUCAGAGCAUACCAAGUUCAGGUGCUGAUCUGCAAGAACAAAUGAGAAAUCAAAUGAAGGAUCCAGCUAUGAGACAGAUGUUAACGUCGAUGAUGAAAAAUAUCAGCCCAGACAUGAUGAAGAACAUGAGUGAACAGUUUGGAUUGAAGCUUUCCCAGGAGGAUGCUGAGAGGGCUCAACAAGCUAUGUCAUCUUUGUCCCCAGAAGACUUGGAUAAAAUGAUGAGAUGGGCUGAUAGGCUUCAACGAGGAGUGGAAGGUGUUAAGAAGACAAAGAAUUGGCUUCUAGGAAGACAGGGAAUGAUUUUGGCUAUUGUCAUGUUGCUUUUGGCAGUUUUCCUCCACUGGUUGGGGUAUAUUGGCAAGUAA